This is a messenger RNA of Linum trigynum, 2526 nucleotides long. The record is from the annotation of a GenBank genome assembly. NCBI's taxonomy places the organism in Eukaryota, Viridiplantae, Streptophyta, Magnoliopsida, Malpighiales, Linaceae.
AUGAAGCUUUCAACGUCAGGGUUGAGUCAGCAGGGUCAAGAAGGAGAGAAGAAAUGUUUGAAUUCAGAGCUGUGGCAUGCCUGCGCUGGACCACUUGUGUCCCUACCCACAGUGGGAAGCCGUGUGGUCUACUUUCCUCAGGGACACAGUGAGCAGGUGGUUGCCACUACUAACAAGGAAGUUGAUGGGCACAUUCCAAAUUAUCCUAGCCUGCCUGCACAGUUGAUAUGCCAGCUGCACAAUGUUACCAUGCAUGCAGAUGUGGAAACAGAUGAAGUGUAUGCCCAGAUGACAUUGCAGCCUUUGACUCCGGAAGAACAGAAGGAUACUUUUCUUCCCAUGGAGUUGGGUAUGCCUAGUAAGCAGCCUACCAAUUAUUUCUGUAAGACAUUGACAGCUAGUGAUACUAGUACACAUGGUGGAUUCUCUGUCCCUCGACGUGCUGCCGAGAAAGUCUUCCCACCACUGGAUUUCUCACAACAGCCGCCCGCUCAAGAGCUCAUUGCAAGGGAUCUUCAUGAUGUAGAAUGGAAAUUCAGGCAUAUCUUUCGAGGACAGCCAAAACGUCAUCUACUUACAACAGGGUGGAGCGUGUUCGUCAGUGCAAAAAGACUUGUGGCAGGGGACUCGGUGCUCUUUAUCUGGAACGAGAAAAAUCAGCUUCUUCUUGGAAUUCGCCGGGCUACUCGGCCACAAACUGUGAUGCCUUCAUCAGUGCUUUCCAGUGAUAGCAUGCAUAUUGGACUUCUUGCUGCCGCUGCUCAUGCUGCAGCAACUAAUAGCUGUUUUACAGUUUUCUACAACCCAAGGGCUAGUCCAUGUGAGUUUGUAAUACCCCUUUCCAAAUAUGUGAAAGCUGUCUAUCACACACGUGUUUCUGUUGGGAUGCGGUUUCGGAUGCUUUUUGAGACUGAAGAAUCAAGUGUCCGUAGGUACAUGGGAACCAUAACAGGCAUAAGCGAUCUGGACCCUGUUCGUUGGCCUAAUUCUCAUUGGCGAUCUGUGAAGGUUGGUUGGGAUGAGUCAACAGCAGGUGAAAGGCAGCCUAGGGUGUCAUUAUGGGAAAUAGAGCCUUUGACCACUUUCCCAAUGUAUCCAUCCCUAUUCCCCUUCAGAUUGAAACGACCUUGGCAUCCAGGAUCCUCAUCUUUUCCUGACUCGAGAGAUGAAAAUGUUAACAGCCUAAUGUGGAUGAGAGGUGGUACCGGGGAUGGUCUUCCUCCUAUGAAUUUUCAACCUGUCAACAUGUUGCCCUGGAUGCAGCAGAGGGUGGAUCCAUCAUUGCUUAGGACUGAUCAGAAUCAGUGGUACCAGGCAAUGCUGGCAGCAAGUUUGAAUGGCACAGGAAAUGGAGAUCCCAUGAGGCAACAAUUCCUGCAGUUUCAGCAGCAGCCUCCUAUGCAGCAGUAUCAGCAGCAUUCAGGCAAUAACUACCACCCUAUGUUGCACCUACAACAGCAACAAGCGAACCAACAGUCAGUCUCUCCUAAUAUUCUUGGUGCGCACAAUCCAGUCUCAAGUGAUGGCUUGCCCCAGCAUCUCCUACAGCAACAGCAGCUCGGCAAUCAACCAGACAAUCAGUCCCAGCAGCAAGAGCCUAGUUACCAAGAUCCGCUUCAAAUUCAAAAUGACCAGCUUCACAGAGGGCAGUCAAGUGUGCAUUCUCCGUCCUUCUCCAAGACAGACUUAAUUGACCCGAGCACCAAAUUCCUGGGAUCUACAAGUACUAUACAGAACAUGUUGGGUUCUCUGGGUCCUGAAGGUAGUGGCAACCUUUUGGACUUGACCAGAAUUGGUCAGUCGUCUAUGACUGAACAGCUUAACCAAGAACCCUGGGUUCCGAAAUACACACAGGCACAAGUGAAUGCCUUUACAGGUUCAAUGUCCCACCCAAACCUCUAUCCAGCUGACAAAGAUUCUGCACCGAAACUGGGAAAUGGUAGCAUCGAGGCCCAGAGUCCAAACAACUUUGGAAUGAACAUUGAAUCUUCUGGACUCCUCCUGCCCACCACUGUACCUAGAGUUGCAACGGCAUCUUUGAGCGAUCCUGAUGUGUCAUCAAUGCCUUUAAGCGAGGCUGGGUUUCAGAAUUCUCUUUAUUGUCAACAAGAUUCUUCCGACUUCUUACCUGGUACAGGGCCGGUUGAGUCACUAAAUGGAGGGCCAACAUUUGUCAAGGUUUAUAAGUCCGGGUCGGUUGGGCGGUCAUUGGACAUCUCCCGGUUCAGCAACUAUCAUGAGCUGCGGGAGGAACUGGCACAGAUGUUUGGAAUCGAGGGGAAAUUGGAAAACCCUCAUAGAUCAGGCUGGCAGCUUGUAUUCGUCGACAAGGAGAAUGAUGUUCUUCUCCUUGGAGACGGUCCGUGGGACGCAUUUGUAAACAACGUGUGGUAUAUCAAGAUACUGUCACCAGAGGAUGUAGUGAAGAUGGGGCAGCAAGGGGUCGAGUCGUUCAGCCCCAAUCCAAGCCAGAGAAGCAUCAGCGGUGGGCCUCCAGACCUGGCCUCUGGCUCGUUUGGAUACUGA